Dioszegia hungarica is the source of this 978-nucleotide messenger RNA. RefSeq lists its product as uncharacterized. Gene Ontology annotation, cellular component: synaptonemal complex. Bases 1 to 978 code for a protein of 325 amino acids. Gene Ontology annotation, biological process: reciprocal meiotic recombination. Gene Ontology annotation, molecular function: ubiquitin protein ligase activity. The transcript is spliced from 13 exons. Lineage: Eukaryota; Fungi; Basidiomycota; Tremellomycetes; Tremellales; Bulleribasidiaceae. The record is from RefSeq and is a predicted model, not a curated record.
AUGACGGCGGUGGAUAACGAGCUGCGGUGCAACCUCAGCCAGUGUAGGGCUCAGCUGGGAGUCGAUGGUCAGGCAGUGGUGACGACUUGCUCGCUCGACUGUGCGAACCAAUACUUUGGCGAGAGGCAAUGUCCGGCAUGCGACCAGCCACUGAAUGACGACGAUGAUAUCGUUUUCAGCCACCUCAGCCCCACUACGAAUUACAAGACUACAAUCUUGGCUGGGAUGACUCCCGGUCUCAUCCUUGACAUAGCGACCAGAGCGCUCGGCUUUUGGUCGUACCAGACUUCGGCGGAGGCUGCUUAUCAAUCCGCCCUGCUCCAAAAGUCGGAAGCGCAGACGGAGGAAGCCAGGCAGGCUUAUGGAAGCUUGAACAAUGAUCUUGCACGUGCUCAGCGCGCUGCGAAGGAAUAUGAGCAUCAGCUCAAUAUCGAACGGCGUCGAUCACACGGCUUUGAGCAGGCGUUGAAGGAGAAGGAUCGGGAGCUGCUCAAGUUGAAAGGGAUGAGUGACAAUAUGAUGAAGCGAGCCGUACUGGGCAACGCCGUCCAGAAUGGGAUGAUGCGGCCUGGAGGAAGCCAGCAAACCCCGGUGGACGCAACGCGCCAGAUCGACCGGCGGCGGAUGAUGUCGAACACACCCAUAGCCACCUCCAAUGCCCAGCAGAACUUCCGACCUACCCCCAAUGUCCACAACGUGCCUCAAUCCGUCCGACGAGCCCCCGUCUUCCCCCAGAUCCCCUCCACCACUCAGGCUUACAGCUCCCGCCCAUCCCCCGCGUUUCAGCUCCACCCAAAGAGCGGCUCUGGUCAGGCGGCAACGGCAGCGAGUCAGCGGGUGGCGAGGGAUGUUCAGCCCGUGCAGCAGCGUGACCAGCAGGGCAGGAGUCAACGGACAGGCAGCGAUGCUCCAAGUGAGGAUGGACGACGGUUGAGGAGUCGGCAGGCAGUUGGACCUGCAUACUAUGGUGCCCCGUGA